AGGACAUCCUCUGGACCCAGACUGCCAUCUGUUGCAUCCGAGGCAUCGACGAGUCAGGUUCCCUCUUUCCCCAGCCCCCAGUCAAGAUGAUUUGGCCGGCUCGCUCGCCUACUCUCCUGAUCUUUACCCUCGCUCUACUAUGUCCGAAUUCCGUCGGGGGCGCGCCCCUCACACUGGACGGGCACGAGGAACAGUCCCGCCAGGUCAAAGCCAAGGAGAGCGGCCAGAUCGCUCACUCCCAACAAGACCCAAACAUGUCCACAGAAGACACAAGAGCGCCCCAGGGUCAGAUGGAGACCGCGAAAACUUACCAGGUUAGGUCGGUGGCCGCUUCGCACCCGGGCGCCCCGCGGGACCCGGGUUACGACGAGGACCUCUUCAAAGAUAUGGACGCAAAGGCGUUGGCCACCAUUCUUCUACAAGCGUUGAAGGUGGAUGGGGAGAAGACGGAACCCGAGGAGUCCAAGCGUCGGAGCGGCGCUGGUCUUUUCUCGGUCUACCAGGGCUCCCCCGAGGAGGACAGGGAAGACACUGACGAGAACGUGAAGAGUAGAACUCGGGUGGCCAAGACCCAAAGGCGGGACCAUUCAGAGAGCAGGGAAUCGGACGAAAAUAACGAAGGCACCUUGGCUCCUCGUAACCUGGGGAAGCUGGAGUCAAUGCUACAGGACUUGGAGAGGUAUAGCGCGGCUACAAAAAGAGAGAGGUCCAGCACAAACCAACAAACCCCGGCGCACCAUGGAGCCAAGAGCGAGGAGUCCAAAGAGAAUGAUGUCUUGAGAGAACUGGAUGCGUUUGAAGAGCUGGUUGAGCGGAAGCAGGGGUACUCUGACUAUGAAGAGAGCGCAGAAGACGGGAAGGGGAGGACAAGGUACCGAGGUGAAGACUUAGGCGGUCAAGAGGUGGGCAGGAAGAAUUUGGAAGAAGACCAGGCCAACGAUAUGGCAUCGGAGUUGUUGUUACAGUAUCUAUUGAAAGGCGAAACGAGCCAAGAGGAGGAACCCCACCAGGAGGAAGAGGCGAAGAAGAGCGGCGCGGAGUCCGGGCAAGAAGUAGACAGCGCGUCCGAGGAGAAGAGGUCAGAUGAAGAAGAUGGUGAAGACAUUGACCCCCAGACCAUAGACAGGCUGAUUGAGAUCUCCAGCAAGCUCCAUCUGCCGGCCGAUGACGUCAUUGACAUCAUCAACGACGUUGAGAAGAAGAGGAAAGACUCAAUGGAGAGGGCUGAGAGCCGGCACGGGGGAUCCAGGAGGAAAUACCGCCCCGACUUACGGGAGGACAACCUUGUGCCCCGCUACCGAGAGGACAAACUGAGACACCGGUCCAACAACGACCUCACCCUGCAAGACCUACUGAGCGCCGAGAACGCGUUGGAUUACGGAGGGAUGUCUCUGCCCGUCCCGAGGAGGUACCGACCCGGGCAAAACACUUACCCCAAUUACAUCCGCCCUCGGACAUACCAACAACGCCAUCGUCCCUACUAUUACCAGCCAGUCUUUAGGAACGGAGACUAUUAUGACGAUGACUCCCAGGACAAGGAAGAAGAACUGGAAAAUUACAUUGAGAAGAUCUUGCUUAAACACCCGGAGGUUUUCCAGUAACACUGACGCCAGGAAAUGAAUCAGUGGUCUUUUAUUCCCCUCCCCACUCCUAUUUUUUUUCUUGUCUAAAGUACCUUUUUGUUGAGGUUUGUGCAUGUCAGGUAAUGUGACGACAUAUCCCCUGACACUCUGUGCAUGGAGAUCCAAUUCGAAACACAUGCAUCCUAUCAAAUGUCGCGUCCUCCCCAUUAAGUUUUAUUUGUGGGGGGAAAAACGGGAAGAGGUAGCCGGUUGCAGAAUCAAAAUCUGAUAUUUUUGCACUAGGUAACAUUGGGCAACUGGUGGCCUCAGGAGCUAGGGGUGACUUUAACGAAGCAACAGCCCCGUUAGAGUUUGGGGUGAUUUAUAAUUGGCCCAGAGGAAGGUUGAAAAGCGGUCGAGGUGAUUUGAGUGUUGGCAACUCUAGAUGUCCUUGGGUAGUUAAAUGGUUGGCCACAGUUUGAGGACCGACACCCAAUGUGUACCGGCCAACCCUUUCCAUCUUCCCUGUGUGUGACUGCCCCCCACCACUCCCCCUAAUGUAACACACCGUUCAGAAGUCCUGAUUCAGGGUCUGGACCCGAAACGACCACCAUCCCUCUGCCUCCACAGAUGCUGCCUGACCCAUUGAGUUCCUCCGUUUUUGCUUCACUCUGAAGUGACUUGUUUGCACCGGACUACCAUUGAAGCAUCUGAGGUCAGUUCAAAAGGAGUUGAGGGGGUAGGCGGGGUGGGGUGAGUUGGAUGUCGGGUGAGCCAAAUUCUUCUGCCAGUUCCCCUCUCCCCAAAGAUUUAUUGGAUGGAAUUUAGUUAUAGAAGUCACAAAGGGUUCAGCUAGCUCAGAACCUUGUACGGCCAACACUGCUAAACUGCUUUCAGUUUACCCAAGAAUACCAACGAAGAGCUCCGAUAAAUAUUGUAGGGAGCCCCAGUGGAGGUCUCUCAAUUUGUCCUGGUAAACCUAGGAAUGGAAUGUUAGGAUACAGAUAGGUUUUCAAUAUCGCCUGAUUCUAUUGUCAAUGGGCGAGACAUAUUCAUGCAAGGACAGGUCCGCUUGCUUGCUCGCCCCACGAUCUAGCAUCAACUUUCACACCCACGGUAAAUGUUGACUGACCCGUGCUGCAAAAUCUGGGCUACAUCCUUCCACCACCCACUGUUUCCCCUUUGUAAUUUUUUUUUACAACCAUGGGAAAGAGCAAGGGGCGAUGUGAGCCAAGCGAUUCACCAACUGUACAAGAGAGACGAAGAGGUUAACACCUUCGCCCGGUGUCUGCACAUGUUGUUGUCAAUAUGGGAAGGAGAUGGUGGAUUUGACAAGCAAAUUCUAAGGGUUCAGGUUUACAGCGCUGGGGUGGUUAGCAUGCGGAAAUAUGUGCCAACAUUGAAGCCUUGCAGGAUACACAAGAGAUCCAUUGACAUCCUCACAGAAUGGCGAACUGUGCAUGCUUUCGUUUUCUCUGCAGCGGAGGAGGCUUGAGGGGUGACCAGAUAGAGGUAUCUAAAACGAUGAGGGGGUAGAUAGGCGAGAUGGUAAAAAUUCUUUCUCUCCUGGUGGGGGGUAUCUAAGAGAAGAUGGGCAAAGGUUUCAGGAGAGAGAGGUGGGGGUCUUAGAGGGUUUUGUUCCCUACAGAGGCUGCUCGGAGGUUGCCUGAAGAGGCGGUGGAGGCAGAGACUCACACAUCAUUUAAGAAGCAUCCAGACAAGUACUUGAAGGUGUAGCAGGACUUAAUGUGGGUAAAUGGGGUUACUGUGGAUAGGCAGCGUGGACAAUGUGGGCCGAAGGGCCUGUUUCUGUGCUGUACAACUCUAUGAAUGUAUGAACCUCUGGGAUUCUCUACCUUAGAGGGUUGUGGAGGCUAGCUCGCUGGAUGUAUGUAAAGAAGAUAUAUAUAUAUAUACACACACACACGGUUGGGGAACCGGAACAGAAGAGGGGUUGGGGCCAGGGGCAGGUCAGCCAUGAUAGUGGGGUAGGUUUAAAGGGCCGAGUGCCCUGCUAUUUUCGUGUGUUCCUUUGUCGUCUAAGCGGCCAGAACCCAGAAAAGGGCGGCUAAAGGCAGAGAUGGGCUUCAAUUGUGCUCCACACCCAUUGCCUCAUGCGGCCCACUUCCCUGAUAUCGUCUUGUGUAGUGAGUAUCUGAAGCCACGACAAGUGGUAGGCAGAUCAGUAAUGCUGGGAUUACAUUUGCAGCUCGAAGGUGCUAUAAAAUACAAAAAAUGACAGAGCAAAGAAAAUUAUUUUGAUCAGUUGAAUAUGAGCCCAGCACAUACUGUGAUGAGAACAUCAAAGUCAGAAUUCCUUUUAAUUCUCAUCUUAUUUGGGGAUCUCAUUACCAUGUCCAUCUUGUGAAUUUUAUGACUGUUUCACGCAGGGCGUAGGUUGCACUUCUGAGUUCCAAUUUGCGUUGGUAAAGGGCAGAAAUGGGUGGUUGGUUACCAGUGGCAUCAUUUGAUGCGCGCCAGGAAAUAUUAGGCGCUUACCCAGACAGAGCCCAAUCCAAUUUCGCAAUGUCACCGGAAUUAAGGGUCGCUGAUCAAUCCGAUUUGGAAGCUUUUGCGUUAUACCUUCGAUGGCAAACGCCCAAUUGACUACAAGUGCAAAAUAUUACGGGUGCUGGGAAUGGAGAGAUUUUUAGGAAUACCCAGCAUCUGCGGAAAGAGAGAGAGAGGAACACGGCUAGCAUUCAGGGUCAAAGUCUUUCCACCUCUGUAAUAUCCAAGUGCGUUGUUGAGGAAGAAUUCUUACAUCAACGGGCAUGAAUCGUGCAUCGAUUCCUCAGUGGGAUGAACCCAGUAAGUUUUAUUUUUGAAAACUUGGGGACAACGUUUCGGUUCGGAGAGACCGGACCAAC
Molecule: messenger RNA, 4432 nt
Organism: Pristis pectinata (smalltooth sawfish)
Lineage: Eukaryota; Metazoa; Chordata; Chondrichthyes; Rhinopristiformes; Pristidae
Product: neurosecretory protein VGF-like
Exons: 2
Coding region: 87-1601 (504 amino acids)
Molecular function (GO): neuropeptide hormone activity
Source: RefSeq, a predicted model, not a curated record